AAUAUCGUUCGUAUUGUCACGUGCCUCAUAAAAUUCUAAAUCUCCUCCUCGUGGUCGUAGUCGUCGGCUUCUUCUUCGUCGUCGUUUCAAACCAGCCAAAUUCUCAAACCAAUAUAAAUACCAAUAAAUUAGAAAUAAAAUAUUAUAAACUGAAUCAAGAGGAUUGCCGGAGCUCGCAUCAGUGGACUUAUCAACAACAAUGGAAUUAGCUGCAUUAAACUUAGUUAAUGCCACUUUAAAUUGGAUCACUUUUGCUUUGGAUGCCCCUUCUGCACGAGCUGUGGUGUUUGGAGUUCACAUAGGCGGGCAUUUAUUUGUGGAAGUUCUUCUUUUGGUGGUCAUUCUUUUUCUGCUUUCCCAGAAAAGUUACAAGCCUCCUAAGCGGCCAUUGACAAAGAAGGAAAUAGAUGAGCUCUGUGAUGAAUGGGUCCCAGAAUCCCUUAUUCCUCCUAUCACGCAAGAGAUGCUGAGUGAACCCCCAGUGUUGGAAAGUGCUGCAGGGCUCCAUACUAUAAUCGAUGGGAAAGAAGUUGUGAACUUUGCUUCUGCAAAUUAUCUUGGAUUUGUAGGGCAUGAUAAGUUACUUGAAUCAUGUACUUCUGCGUUGGAGAAAUAUGGUGUUGGUUCUUGUGGUCCUCGUGGAUUCUAUGGCACCAUUGAUGUCCACCUUGAUUGUGAGGCCAGAAUAGCAAAGUUUUUGGGAACACAUGAUUCUAUCCUCUAUUCUUAUGGGCUUUCCACCUUGUUCAGUGCAAUCCCAUGUUUUUGUAAAAAGGGUGACAUAAUUGUUGUGGAUGAGGGAGUCCAUUGGGGAAUACAAAAUGGCCUCUACCUUUCUAGAAGCACCAUUGUUUAUUUCAAGCACAAUGAUAUGGAAUCUCUAGAAAAAACUCUUGAGAAAAUUACAGCACAGAACAAGCGGGCUAAGAAAUUACGGCGCUACAUUGUGGUUGAAUCUGUGUAUCAGAAUUCGGGUCAAAUAGCUCCUUUGGACAAGAUCAUCAAGUUGAAAGAGAAGUAUCGCUUCCGUGUCUUAUUGGACGAGACCAACUCAUUUGGUGUUCUUGGCCGUACCGGAAGGGGUCUGACUGAAUACUGCGGGGUUCCGAUAGAGAAGAUAGACAUUGUUACUGCUGCCAUGGGACAUGCAUUGGCAACAGAAGGAGGAUUCUGCACUGGAAGUGCUCGAGUCAUUGAUCAUCAACGGUUGAGCAGUUCUGGCUACGUCUUCUCUGCAUCUUUACCCCCAUAUUUGGCUAGUGCUGCAAUUACUGCUAUUGACAUCCUAGAGCAAAAUCCUGAUCUGACAUCAAAGCUGAAGGAAAACAUUGCCAUUUUAUGGAAAGGACUCUCCGAUAUCCGGGGGCUUUCAAUAGCAAGCAAUCCAGAAUCACCGAUUGUUUUCCUUGUGCUUGAAAAAUCAACUAGUUCGGUGAAAAGUGACCUCCAGCUCCUUGAAGACAUUGCUGAUCGUGCCUUGAAACAAGAAUCCAUUUUUGUAGUGGUUUCAAAAAGAUCAACUCUCGAUAAAUGUCCCCUUCCUGUCGGGAUUAGACUGUUUGUUUCAGCCGCCCAUUCAGAGUCCGACCUGCUUAAGGCAUGUGAAUCACUCAAGCGAGUCGCAGCUGCGAUGCUUAGGUGAGUGAUACCCAUCAUAUAUAUAUUUGUGUAUGUAUGGAUUAGUAUCUACUGUCAGUAUAGUUUUUUUUAACUUUGUAAGCGGAGUUGAAAAUUCAACCUGUUCUUAUAUUAUAUUUGAAAAAAAACUUUACUAGCGGUGGAUAUGAUAAAUUAUCCAUUCAAGAUUUUGUUUUAAACUGCAUUAGAAGAUUUUUCUCGUGGAACUGUUCACUUUUCUUAAAUUUUCUCUAGCAAGAAAACAAAAUGUAACUACAAUUUAAACGUUUUACUUUAUUUUUAUAAUUUAAAUUAAUGUUUU
Gossypium raimondii (Peruvian cotton) is the source of this 1939-nucleotide messenger RNA. Its product is annotated as long chain base biosynthesis protein 1. Gene Ontology annotation, biological process: ceramide biosynthetic process; sphingosine biosynthetic process. Lineage: Eukaryota; Viridiplantae; Streptophyta; Magnoliopsida; Malvales; Malvaceae. The coding region runs from base 200 to 1642 and encodes 480 amino acids. The transcript has 13 exons. Gene Ontology annotation, cellular component: endoplasmic reticulum. Gene Ontology annotation, molecular function: serine C-palmitoyltransferase activity; pyridoxal phosphate binding. The record is from RefSeq and is a predicted model, not a curated record.